Colias croceus (clouded yellow) is the source of this 752-nucleotide messenger RNA. It is a transcript of the gene mRpS11, whose product is annotated as 28S ribosomal protein S11, mitochondrial. Gene Ontology annotation, cellular component: ribosome; mitochondrial small ribosomal subunit. The transcript has 4 exons. NCBI's taxonomy places the organism in Eukaryota, Metazoa, Arthropoda, Insecta, Lepidoptera, Pieridae. Bases 111 to 686 code for a protein of 191 amino acids. Gene Ontology annotation, molecular function: mRNA 5'-UTR binding; small ribosomal subunit rRNA binding; structural constituent of ribosome. Gene Ontology annotation, biological process: translation; maturation of SSU-rRNA from tricistronic rRNA transcript (SSU-rRNA, 5.8S rRNA, LSU-rRNA); ribosomal small subunit assembly. The record is from RefSeq and is a predicted model, not a curated record.
CAGAUCCAUUAACUUCUAGGUUAGGACAAUUAUUUUUAAUCGGAUAAAUUUCUAAAAACAAUUAUUAUUUAAUUGUUGUAUGAUAACUUAUGUGGUGAUUUAGUCCUAAAAUGUUAAACGCAAUCAGAAAUAGCUUACGCGUCUCUGUUGGUAGCUUCGUUCGACCGUUUCAAACUGCAGCUCCUUUAGCUAAAGAAAAAUUUGAUCACAAACGAAUUCCUGCAGAUGAUGAAGGAGUACAAGGCGAAAAGAUUAUAGAUUUAGAUGCCGUGUUAAAACAGAAAAGGAACUUAUUUCCAACAUUGGAAUCAGACAAUGAGCUACACGAUGGAGUGCUGUACAAAGAUCUUCCAAUUUGUAAUAUAAGAGUAUCACAUAACAACACUAUAUUCACAAUUACAAAUGCUGAUGGCACAGUGAAACUUAUUAGGUCUUGCGGUAUGGAAGGUUUUAAAAACACAAAAAAAGGGACAAAUAUAGCUGCUCAAACAACAGCUAUAGCCAUUGGCACUAGAGCUAUUGAUAAAGGAUUUAGAACCAUAAGAGUGAGGGUGCAAGGUCUUGGACCAGGGAGAUUGUCUGCUGUGAAAGGGUUAACAAUGGCUGGUCUUCAAGUUGUAUCAGUUACUGAUGCUACACAUGUUUCAUGGAACCCACCAAGACCAAGAAAAGCUAGGAGAUUGUAGAAUACACCAAUCAUUUUUCUUAUAAGCAACUAGGAAUAUAUUUAGUGAAUAAAAAUGUUAAUGUAA